GGGAGGAGCAGCCGCAGCAGGCCUCCCGGCCCGGCGCCCGGCUCCCGCAGAUGGUCCCUGGAUUAUGACUGUCACUUGCUCUGAAGGCAUGUUUCCUCCCUGAACCACAUGAUCCCAAUCAAAGACAUUUCUGAUUCAUUUACAUCCUUGAAGAGCGUCUGAAGAAGAGGAAGGAAAAGAUGGGUGUGAAAACUUUUACUCAUAGCUCCUCUUCCCACAGUCAGGAAAUGCUUGGAAAACUAAAUAUGCUGCGAAAUGAUGGACAUUUCUGUGAUAUCACUAUUCGUGUCCAGGAUAAAAUCUUCCGGGCACAUAAAGUGGUACUAGCAGCUUGCAGUGAUUUCUUUCGCACCAAACUUGUAGGCCAAGCAGAGGAUGAAAACAAGAGUGUGUUGGAUCUGCAUCAUGUGACCGUGACUGGCUUUAUACCUCUUUUAGAAUAUGCUUACACAGCCACUCUGUCAAUUAACACAGAAAAUAUCAUUGAUGUUCUAGCUGCGGCCAGCUAUAUGCAAAUGUUUAGUGUUGCUAGCACCUGCUCAGAGUUCAUGAAAUCAAGUAUUUUAUGGAAUACACCCAAUAACCAGCCAGAAAAGAGUCUAGAUGCUGGACAAGAAAAUAAUUCUAACUGCAAUUUUACUUCUCGAGAUGGAAGCAUUUCUCCAGUGUCUUCAGAGUGCAGUGUGGUGGAAAGAACCAUUCCUGUCUGCCGAGAAUCCCGGAGAAAGCGCAAAAGCUACAUCGUUAUGUCUCCUGAGAGUCCUGUAAAGUGUAGCACACAAACAAGCUCACCGCAGGUAUUGAAUUCUUCAGCUCCCUACACAGAAAAUAGAAAUCAACCAGUGGACUCUUCUUUAGCUUUUCCUUGGACUUUUCCUUUUGGAAUUGAUCGAAGGAUUCAGCCUGAGAAAGCUAAGCAGGCAGAAAACACUCGGACUUUAGAAUUACCUGGUCCGUCUGAGACAGGUAGAAGAGUGACUGAUUGCGUGACUUGUGAGAGCACAAAAGCUGCCUUGCCUCUGGGUAACGAAGAAGAUAUCCGAGUCAAAGUAGAAAGGUUAAGUGAUGAGGAGGCCCAUGAGGAAGUGUCCCAGCCUGUCAGCGCAUCUCAGAGUUCACUGAGCGAUCAGCAGACAGUACCAGGAAGUGAACAAGUCCAAGAGGACCUUCUGAUUAGUCCACAGUCUUCCUCUAUAGGCUCAGUAGAUGAAGGUGUUACCGAGGGGUUGCCUACACUUCAGAGCACUUCUAGCACUAAUGCUCAUGCGGAUGACGAUGAUCGACUGGAAAAUGUUCAGUAUCCCUACCAACUCUACAUUGCUCCUUCUACCAGCAGUACAGAACGACCAAGUCCAAAUGGUCCAGACAGACCUUUUCAGUGUCCAACCUGUGGGGUGCGAUUCACCCGUAUUCAAAACCUAAAACAGCACAUGCUCAUCCACUCAGGAAUUAAACCGUUUCAGUGUGACCGCUGCGGGAAAAAGUUCACCAGGGCUUAUUCGCUAAAGAUGCAUCGCCUAAAGCAUGAAGGUAAACGCUGUUUCCGGUGCCAGAUAUGUAGUGCCACUUUCACUUCCUUCGGGGAAUAUAAACACCAUAUGAGGGUUUCCCGGCACAUUAUCCGCAAGCCUCGGAUUUACGAGUGCAAAACAUGUGGCGCCAUGUUCACCAACUCUGGAAAUUUAAUCGUGCACCUGAGGAGUCUGAACCAUGAAGCAUCAGAGCUAGCAAACUACUUCCAGAGCAGUGAUUUCCUAGUACCGGACUACCUAAACCAAGACCAAGAAGAGACCCUUGUUCAGUAUGAUCUUGGAGAACAUGGUUUUGAAAACAACUCCUCUGUUCAAAUGCCUGUAAUUUCACAGGUCUCUUCCACUCAGAAUUGUGAAAGCACUUUCCCCUUGGGAUCUCUUGCUGGGCUGGCAGAAAAGGAGGAAGACAUGCCAGAGCAGCUGAAGCCCAGCACGCGUGCUGACGCUACCAGAGACGACCCCCCACAGUCAGAGCUGUCUUCUAUAACUAUCCAGUAGUUUUGUGAUUUGGCUUCAUUUCUUGGAAAGUGCCUGUGCUUGGUCUUGUACAUUUAAAUUUAAUUUAAUUUUUUAAGCAAGAAAGGGUUUGGGAAAGAAUCUCCCUUUUCAUUUUGUAAGCCCUGCAACUGAGUUUUAUUUUCUUAACUGAGAAAUUGCUUCUGUAAGGAUACGGUAACAUAAUAUUGAGAGAAAUCAUGAAACCCAGGAAAACCAGUUGACUUGAAACAUGUACCAGUUUUUUUCUUUAAUUAUUAAAGGUAGGCUAACAGCAGAUCAUUAGGUAAAAAAGAAAUCAGAUGAUUAUUGACCUGAUUGUCCUAAGAUUAAAAGGUACGUGAGAAACAGUUACUAAGCAGAAUUUGACUGAUGGCUUGAGUAGAUGUUUACUUACUUGCAUAGGACGUUGUAAAGCCUGUGUUUUUUGGAAGUGUUCAUGGUAAGCUUUCUUAAAAAUCACUAAAUACUUCUGAAAUCCAGCAUACUUUUUUUAAGCUUUGUCAUUUCUAUUAUGGUUUUUUUUUUUUUUUAAAUGAAAAUUUGUAUUAGAUAGGCAUUCCCCAUACCUUUUAGUACCACUCCAAAGGCAAAGAACCAUGACUAAGAAGUCAGGCUGUGGAUGAAAUGACAGGGAAUGCAGAAUAAAAUACACAAAUCUGAGCUUCAUAGAAACUCUUCUAGUACUGCUUGUCUGACUAAAAUUGACAUUUAACUGGUCUUUGGAGGUUAAUGUCUAGUAACUAGGUCAUUGCCCAAAUCACUUUUCUCUUAGGCCCAUCAACAGUACUUUCUCUUGCGUAUGCCAGUGUGCUACCAUAUAAAGUGAAAAUAUUAGAGAUAUUCUAUAUUUUAUAUGUAGGUUUAUGUAUUGUUGGAGAUGUUUCUACUGUGCUGUUUUGGACAAAAUAAAGAAUUCUGUGUUGAGGUUAAGUUCUUAACUAAGAUUGUUUACAAAAUCCCAUGACAAUGAUACUAUCCUUGUUCCAAAAUAGUUUUAGACAUUGCCAAAUUUAUUAGAGCAGUUACUAUAGUUUUUACACAGUGUAAGCAAUAAUAUAAAAGAUAAGGCUAUAAAGUGAUCAUCUAUGACUAUCUGGAAGAGCAAAUUGUUAAGACUUAAAAAAAAA
This is a messenger RNA of Chinchilla lanigera (long-tailed chinchilla), 3157 nucleotides long. It is a transcript of the gene Zbtb44, whose product is annotated as zinc finger and BTB domain containing 44. Gene Ontology annotation, molecular function: protein binding. The record is from RefSeq and is a predicted model, not a curated record. NCBI's taxonomy places the organism in Eukaryota, Metazoa, Chordata, Mammalia, Rodentia, Chinchillidae.